Cydia fagiglandana is the source of this 937-nucleotide messenger RNA. RefSeq lists its product as uncharacterized. The transcript has 5 exons. The coding region runs from base 232 to 840 and encodes 202 amino acids. NCBI's taxonomy places the organism in Eukaryota, Metazoa, Arthropoda, Insecta, Lepidoptera, Tortricidae. The record is from RefSeq and is a predicted model, not a curated record.
UAGAUUGUCAGACUUAGACGUAAUUUCUUGUUGUGAAUGUUUAUUUGUAUUUUAUGUUUUUCAAAAUUAUUUGUGUAAUGUUAUCGGCCAUCCCAACUACCUAUAGUUUAGGAGUAUUUUAUUUUCGUUAUUCAUAACUUUUUUUCUUAAUUUUAAUGUUUUGCUCAUGAAACUUCAAUUUUCCAUUCUUUAAAAUUUAAUAAUAUACAUAGGUAGCUUUUUAAAUUUACUAUGCCAGGCCUGGGAAUAUUUAAGGACCUAUUCCAUAUGGAUCAUGAAAACCACUUACCAGUCCAAGUGAAACCCAAACCCGGGGCCCAGCACGACUGCCUCCGCACCAGCGAGAAGAUCCGUUUACUCCUCGCCAAGUUUCCUUCCGCGAAACCGAUACACGAUCUGCCCAGUCUUGGAUAUUCAUGCGACAUCGUCUGUGGAAAAUGUACAGCCACGAUUUCCAAAUCUAGUUCCCACCCGAUACCACAGUUUCCCGACAACGACCUGGACACAGAAAUGAUUAAUGGCCGGCCAGGAAAUGAUCUGGCCAGGACACAGCCCAACAGUAUCAAGAAGAAGAAGAGACUACAGGGCCAAGUAUGGAAUGCAGUAACCGAAGUAGUGCAGCUGGUGCAGCUAGUGGUGACGGCCACGGCAUUUGCACUGUACUACCUCAUCUACGGGUGGAUGCAGUUAGUCUACCACGGGCUGCGGGUCGCUAUGUUCUUUAGAAAUUCUGACACGCCGACGAAGAUUAUGCUUGGGGUGGUUGGUGUCAUGUCGAUCGUCGUGGGGUGCAACAUGCUCCUGCGCAUACGUAAGAUCUACUCUUACAUCCUGCGAUAAAUCUGGAUUUUUUGAUGCGGUACAUUUUUUAUGUCAGCCUGUCUAGGUAAUCGUUAAUGGGUUCACAAUGUAAAUUAUUUUUUUUUUAAUUAAAAUA